UAGAAGGCUUGAGACUUCACCAGCGAUUCUUUUCUGGAACACACGUCUUGACCUUUUCUUCCUUCUGUUCGUUCUCUGAUCGCAAGUGAGUGAUUGAGAAGAUGUGGGCAGCUUCUUGCCUUGCUUCGUGCUGCGCAGCAUGUGCUUGCGAGGCAUGCCGAUCAGUCGUGUCUGGGAUUAGCCGACGCUCCGCUCGGCUUGCUUAUUGUGGUCUCUUCGCUUUUUCCCUGAUUGUCUCGUGGAUUCUUAGAGAGGUUGCCGCCCCGCUCAUGGAGAAGAUUCCUUGGAUUAAUCAUUUCCACCAAACUCCUGAUAGGGAGUGGUUUGAAACAGAUGCGGUGUUGCGUGUGAGCUUGGGAAGCUUCCUAUUUUUCACCAUCUUUGCCAUUAUAAUGAUUGGAGUCAAGAAUCAGAAGGAUCCUCGGGACCAAUUGCAUCACGGCGGAUGGAUGGUGAAGAUCGUUAGCUGGUGUUUGUUGGUUAUUUUAAUGUUUUUCCUUCCAAAUGGGAUCGUCAGCUUCUAUGAGACAAUAUCAAAAUUUGGCUCAGGAUUGUUUCUUCUUGUUCAAGUUGUUCUCUUAUUGGAUUUUGUUCAUGGAUGGAAUGACAAAUGGGUUAGAAAGGAUGAGCAGUUCUGGUACAUCGCAUUGUUUGUUGUUUCACUUGCAUGUUAUGUGGCAACAUUCUCCUUCUCAGGGCUGCUCUUUCAUUGGUUCACUCCAUCUGGACAUGACUGUGAACUCAACACUUUCUUUAUAGUUUUGACACUGAUUUUCGUGUUUGUCUUUGCUAUUGUCGCACUGCAUCCUGCGGUUGGUGGCAGCAUAUUACCUGCUUCAGUUAUAUCUCUGUAUUGCACAUACCUUUGCUAUAGCGCACUAUCCAGUGAACCGAGGGACUAUGAGUGCAAUGGGCUUCACAAACAUUCCAAAGCUGUCUCAACAGGGACACUUUCCUUGGGACUUCUCACUACAGUUCUUUCUGUCGUCUACUCUGCUGUUCGUGCUGGAUCUUCUACAACUCUCCUUUCAGAAUCAGGUCAAAGUUCUCAAUUGAUUACUGACAAAAGGGAUGAGAAGGAGAAUGAAGCUAAGCCAGUCACAUACUCUUAUGCCUUCUUCCAUAUCAUUUUCUCUCUCGCAAGCAUGUAUUCAGCAAUGCUUCUAACAGGUUGGUCGACCUCAGUUGGGGAAAGUGGAAAGCUUGUUGAUGUGGGGUGGCCAUCCGUGUGGGUCCGGAUUGUUACAGGGUGGGCUACUGCAGUUCUGUACAUCUGGUCUCUAGUUGCUCCUCUUCUGUUCCCAGAGAGGGAGUUCUAAAUGACUUUUGUUAAACAUUAUCUUUAGGGGUUUUAUGUUAUGUUUUCUUUAUAAGUUGGGUUAAAUUGUAAUUAUGUUUAGUUGUCUUUGUUAUUAGUUGCGCUUUAGUUUAAUGCCCUAUAUUGUAAUUUCACUCUCUUUAAGUUAUAAAUAAAGUGGGCCAACCCAUUCA
Molecule: messenger RNA, 1491 nt
Organism: Telopea speciosissima
Lineage: Eukaryota; Viridiplantae; Streptophyta; Magnoliopsida; Proteales; Proteaceae
Product: serine incorporator 3-like
Exons: 7
Coding region: 102-1319 (405 amino acids)
Cellular component (GO): membrane
Source: RefSeq, a predicted model, not a curated record